Molecule: messenger RNA, 1794 nt
Organism: Carica papaya (papaya)
Lineage: Eukaryota; Viridiplantae; Streptophyta; Magnoliopsida; Brassicales; Caricaceae
Source: RefSeq, a predicted model, not a curated record
CGGAAAUGCGGUUUUAAUUUGCGCGGUAACCCGAGAAUGAAGGAGACACGGAGAGGAGAGCUUUGGGAAGAAGAAGAAGAAAAAAAAACAUGAGGCGGGUUUCAUUGAAACGCCAAUCGCCAUUUCAUUCUUCUUCUCCCUCUUUUCUCGAGAAAUCAGAUAUAGCAUCAUCCACAUCAACAAACACGGCUUCUAUAAUCUUUUUGCCAAAAUACUUCAUCUGGAUUUGAAGGAAAGGAAUCUUCUCUUCUGGGGCUUGGCCCCGGCAUUAUCUCCUGUCGACGUCUCUGGUUUCUUAAAAUAACUUGCAGCAUUGAGAAAAUAUUUGCAGCAUGAUUGUUGUUUGUGUUUCAUUUGGGAUUAGAAAUUUAGGAUUUCAGGAUGGCAAUUUUUGAUGAGAAAAUAUUGAGACGAAUUUGAAAGAGAAGAAAAUCGAAGGGGAAGAAGGAAGAAAGAGAAGAUUAUUUCAUAAGAAGUUAUUGCUGGAGGGGGACGUUGACGGCUCCCAGCAAGAGGAGGAACUUAUGGCAAGCUCGGUUAAUACGCCGAGCAAUUCAUCAAGUGUUUCUCCUCCUGCACCAAUUGGUUCAGAAUCAGAUCCUACCACUGCUCCUUCACCAUCUGUUAGCCCCAUCGAUGAUCCUUCACAAUCUUUAGUAGCACCAGAGCCUAGUCCUCAAAACCCUUCUCCACCAUCAACCCCAGCAGGUUCCUCUCCUCUACCUUCUCCUUCUACCUUCGGUGAUUCUAAAUCCUCUGCAACUCAACCACCAUCUAGUGAUCCUCUUCCUCCUCCGUCUCGUCAAUUUGCUGGUUCUUCUGACAAACCAUCCAAUGUUAAUUCACCCAAUAAACCUUCCGUUCCUGCAUCUCCUCUUCCGGUUGCUUCCCCUGAUUCCGGCUCAAAAUCAUCGGCGCCAUUUGUACCCACACCCCCUCCUCCCUCCUCACCCAAUCUACUUCCAAAUGCACCGCCAAUCCCUGGCCUGACACCGAUACUCCAGCUUAGCCCUCCAGGAGUUAUAACUUCUCCAUCGCGUCCGCCGCCCACUUCUGAUUCCAACCUGGAAGGCCCUUCUUCACAUUUGGCUGGAAGUGAUGAGGGGGCUGGGAUUAGUGCUAGUAAUGAAAAAGCUAUAGUUGUUGGUGUCGUCGUGGCCAGCAUCUUCAUGAUUGUGUUGAUGGUGACGGUGUUCUUCUUGAGGAGGAAAAUUAAGAGACAACCAGAGGGCUUUGCUAGCCACCAUUAUUUGCCACCGGCUAAAUUUUCCCAAAAUGCAGGCACAGGACAAUUUGGAACUGAUUCACAGCAGCCGAGCUCCAAGGGAACUAGCUUUGGAAGUCAAAAAGGCCAUAUGCAGCCUGUAGGGACACCAGAUUCAACCAUUCUAGGUGCCUCAAAAACCUUGUUUACCUAUGAAGAGUUGACGGAGAUAACAGGUGGAUUUUCUCGCCAAAAUGUUAUUGGUGAGGGUGGCUUUGGCUGUGUGUACAAGGGAUGGCUGUCGGACAGGAAAGAAGUUGCUGUUAAGCAGCUCAAGGCAGGUAGCGGACAAGGGGAACGAGAAUUCAGGGCUGAAGUAGAGAUAAUUAGUCGUGUUCAUCAUCGACAUUUGGUUUCUCUGGUGGGUUACUGCAUAUCUGAGCAGCAUAGGUUGCUCAUCUAUGAAUUUGUUCCAAAUAAAACUCUGGAGCAUCAUUUACAUGGUGAGGGACUGCCAGUGCUGGACUGGGUCAAAAGACUCAAGAUCGCUAUAGGCUCUGCAAAGGGUUUGGCAUAUUUGCAUGAAGAUU